AUGUCGAGCCAGCCGCAGCGGAACAAACUUCGCGCGCUCCAAGUCGCGGCGGAGGGCCGCCGAAAGAGUUCGAAGGGCCAAGGGGAAUUGCUGCGCGUGUUGCGGCAGCAGCGUGUGUUUGUGGAUGAAAGAGCGAUUCACUUUGUUUCUGAGGGACGACAAGGGCCUCGUGCAGAUGCGCGCAAUUCUGUCUUCAAACUGCAAACGUCUUUUGCGGAAAAGAGCGAGACAGACCAGGAACAAAGUCUCCGAAAGAAGUUCUCAGUCAUGCACAAAGAAAAUGACGAAUCCGGGGAUGAAGGGUGGGGAAACCAGUAUGCCACUGUCCCGGAGGCAUUGAAGACAGAGCGAGGCAAGUCCAUACUCGCCGAACAAAACCGAGACGAACUUCUGGACGCCAUCGAGAACAUUGAAGCGGAGGCCGAGCAGUUGCCGGAAGACACCGUCACUCGGGAGGAAAUUGAUGAAAAGGCGGCGUUGAACCAGACGAUCCAGCGCUACAGUGUGGCUGCCCCAGACGCGCUGUCACCGCAGCAGCUUGAGGCGCUCGCCAAGAUUGCGGAAUCAUCUCACACCGAAAUGACUGCAGAGGAAGACGAAGACGAAGCGAAUGACGAAGACAGCGCAGACGAUGAUGACGACGAUGAGGACUUCACCUCUCAGGAUCUGCACAAGCUCAACGACAUGCAACGCGAAUUCCUGGGCAACAAUAUGAUCCAGUGGAUGAACAGCAUGGAGGCUGGCUACAGGCAUGGCAUGAUUCUUGUGAAAAUCAACUGCCUCGGCGUGGCCUUCAUCAGAAAUGUGAUCAUCAAAGACUGCCUUCUGAUCAUCGCCCAGCCCAACAACUGGCUCCACACGGCGAUCAACCCGCGCAAGGUGGCCCUGACGUCCGUUGAGUCCGUCUCACUUGGCCGAAACUCGCGGGAGUUCCAAGCCAUGGAGAAACGGAUUCAGGACGGAACACUCGACGAAAAGCUGCCGUCCCCAAAAUUCUGCGCCGUCGUUCACCUUCCGUCCUACCGAACCCUUUCCCUCGUAUUCGUGGAUGAGGAGCACAGGAACGGCUUCGUCUUCUUUUUGCGUAUCAUGAUGCAGAAGGCGAAGGAAGCUGAGAAAAAGGCAUCUAGAUGA
Molecule: messenger RNA, 1134 nt
Organism: Neospora caninum
Lineage: Eukaryota; Apicomplexa; Conoidasida; Eucoccidiorida; Sarcocystidae
Exons: 5
Coding region: 1-1134 (377 amino acids)
Source: RefSeq, a predicted model, not a curated record